AUGCACUGUGGGUACGGAUCCCGCUGCGUGGGUCCGAUUUUCUCCUUCUCGAGACACUUUUCUGGUCAAACCGCCCCAAAACACCCAAGAAUCCAGGAAGUCGGAAUUUUGCCCCAAAUCUCUGAUCAAAAGCAAAUCCAGUCGUCAAAAAUGGGUGUUGAACGAGCUACAAACAGCAACGGUCGAAAUUUUCGCCCACGGGAAAACUCUCUGCCCCAAAGCUUAAAGACCCGAGCACACGGGGCUCUCAGGAAACGAAAAAAACUCGCAAGCGAAAAGGAUCCCCAGAAGCCAUGA
Molecule: messenger RNA, 297 nt
Organism: Opisthorchis viverrini
Lineage: Eukaryota; Metazoa; Platyhelminthes; Trematoda; Opisthorchiida; Opisthorchiidae
Exons: 2
Coding region: 1-297 (98 amino acids)
Source: RefSeq, a predicted model, not a curated record